GCCUCUUGAGGGGCGUGACCCCGGACCACGUGUAAGGCCUGCUGGGCCGAGCGGAACCAAUGGGAGCGCGGCCUCGUUUCCGGCGGGACUCUUAAGGAGAGACUCGGGUCCGCUGCAGACGGACGUCCCUUGCGGCCCGCGUCCAGUCAUGAAGUUUCGGGCCAAGAUCGUGGACGCGGCCUGUCUGAACCACUUCACGCGAGUCAGUAACAUGAUAGCUAAGCUUGCCAAAACCUGCACUCUCCGCAUCAGCCCUGAUAAGCUGAACUUCAUCUUGUCCGACAAGGUGGCCAGUGGAGGGGUGAGCAUGUGGUGUGAGCUGGACCAGGAGAACUUCUUCAGCGAAUUUCAGAUGGAAGGUAUCUCUGCAGAAAACAAUGAAAUUUACUUAGAGUUAACAUCGGAAAAUUUAUCUCGAGCCUUGAGAACAGCCCAGAAUUCCAGAGCCUUGAAAAUCAAGCUGACUAACAAACACUUUCCCUGCCUCACAGUCUCCAUAGAGCUGCUAUCUGUGUCAAGCAGUAGUCGCAGUGUGACACACGACAUCCCCACAAAGGUUAUUCCUAGAAAAUUGUGGAAGGAUUUACAAGAACCUACAGUCCCGGACCCUGAUGUUAGUAUUUAUUUACCAGCCUUGAAGACAAUGAAGAGUGUUGUGGAAAAAAUGAAAAACAUCAGCAAUCACCUUAUUAUUGAAGCAAACCUAAAUGGAGAAUUGAACUUGAAAAUAGAAACUGAAUUUGUGUGUGUUACAACUCAUUUUAAAGAUCUUGGAAAUCCUCUGUUAGCCUCUGAAAACGCUUCUCAAGAUAGAAGCCCAGACGAGAUGGCGGAAGUGCACAUAGAUAUCCGGAAGCUCCUGCAGCUCCUUGCUGGACAACAAGUGAACCCUGUCAAGGCUAUGUGCAGUCUGUUUCUGCUGGUAGUUUGGUCUCUGCGUGCCUUGGCUCCCUGUUUGCCCACCACCUCCCUGUGCAGCUCUCUUAGAGGAUAUUGUGAAAAACAAGAUCAUCCAUUUUGAUUUGCUCCACGAAGACGUUUCCCUGCAGUACUUCAUCCCUGCCUUGUCCUAGCCAUCCUCCUGGACUGGGGAGCUCAGAGUGCAGUGCGGGGAGAGGUGGGUGAGGUGUUGGGAGGCCGGCUGUGCUCUCAGCAGCUCAGAGCCUGUACGUGUGACUUAUUUUCCCCCUAUAAUAUUUUAACUAAAACUGAGUUAAUGAAUUGCUGUAGGAUAAACAUACUUCUUCAUAUUACUUCUUUGUUUGCAUGUCUGUUUUGUUUUGCUUUUAAGACAUUGAAAAGGAGUCUAUUUAUCCAGACUUUAAAUGGCACUUUCUCUUUGAGGCUGAGAAAAUCCUUCUGUACUUAGAAUUGGUUGGUGUAGUAAUGCAGAUUCACAAAAUUAUGGUUCAUUGAGCACAGCACUUUUUUCUCUAAGGACUCUCCACAGCUCAGCCUAAAGCAGCAGAGAGUCCAUUCCUGUGGGGACAGACCCAGAGCACUAGGGUCUCUGUGGGCUCCCCUCCCUGGCUCCAUACCUUGGAAUCUGAUAAUGGUAAGGAUGGCCCUUCUGCUGCCUCCUUACCAGGAGCGUCAUGGAGUGUCUGCCUGCAGCCUGGGGACCUUGCUGUGAUGCCUUGAAGACCCGAGUUCCUGCCUGGUGCUGUGAGAGCUGGCCCAGAGCCUCAGCAGCCAUUCCGCCCAGCUCUCUGAGGUCCCAGGUGUUAAUUCUUAGGCUGUCUUGCACAGGGCAUUGGGCCUAUCAUUCUGGAAAGAACACCUGUGCAAUUAAAGGGGGAGCAACAAGAGCUCUCAGGGAGUGUUUGUUCUCCAUGAUGAGAGCCUUUGUGUAUGUGUGUGUCCACCUCUUCCUGGGCUGGGUCCUGGCAGGCUGCCUCCUGUUUCCCCAGAUACUCCCCCUGCUUCCUAGUGUGACUGAAAUCUCAUAUGUCCCGUGGAGAUGCAAGUAAAUGUUAGCGAAACAUUACAAGUUGAGAAGUAAGACAGUUGUUUAGGAUAAAAGGAAGAAAUGGAAAAUAAGCAGAAUUGAAAAUUCUCUUACAGCUUUUCCCUAUUAUUUUGUAAAACCAGUGUAUUUGAAUGACUCCUCUGAUGCUUACUGUUAGUUCAGAUGGUAUGUAACAUUUUGUUAAACCAACACUUUAAAAUCUAAGUAUCAUUUUAAUUUUGAAUCCUCUCUCCUGUCUUUGGCUUGUAGCAAAAUUAAUUCCAGCUGCAGAGGUAAAACUUAAAAAUCAUGAUGCACAAUGAAGCAGUGCCUGAAAAUAAUUUAUAAAAUUUAGGUUUCUGUUAAAGAAAAUGUGGUAGUGACUUGGCAUUCUGAGAAAUUUGUUACUUCUGAUUAUCUAAAUGCUGGUUUUUAAUGUAUGAUGAAAAUAAAAUAUUAUUUUUUAGAA
Molecule: messenger RNA, 2417 nt
Organism: Manis pentadactyla (Chinese pangolin)
Lineage: Eukaryota; Metazoa; Chordata; Mammalia; Pholidota; Manidae
Gene: HUS1
Product: HUS1 checkpoint clamp component
Exons: 9
Coding region: 149-1021 (290 amino acids)
Biological process (GO): meiotic DNA integrity checkpoint signaling; mitotic intra-S DNA damage checkpoint signaling; mitotic DNA replication checkpoint signaling
Cellular component (GO): site of double-strand break; nucleolus; checkpoint clamp complex
Source: RefSeq, a predicted model, not a curated record